Messenger RNA from Lates calcarifer (barramundi perch), 2591 nucleotides. RefSeq names its product GULP PTB domain containing engulfment adaptor 1a (gene gulp1a). The record is from RefSeq and is a predicted model, not a curated record. NCBI's taxonomy places the organism in Eukaryota, Metazoa, Chordata, Actinopteri, Centropomidae. The coding region runs from base 716 to 1855 and encodes 379 amino acids. The transcript has 12 exons.
GGGUAGCGGUGCUUUUCCUUGAUAAAGAACGUCAGGGUGCUGCAUUUGAUCCACAGGAGUUAAAGUUGCCAGGCUGUGAGAGAGCAAGCCUGGCUUUUAGAUUAGACACCAAGACACCACGGUUUAAUUCAGCCGAGGAAUUCUGGGACUAAAUUCAUAAACAGAUUGUAGCUGCGAUGUGUUUUGUGCUGCGCUUAUCCAGAGAGAUUCCUGAGAGCUGUGGUGAAAGCAAAGUGAAGAAAACAAAGGAUCUUUGUUGAUUUUCUUUUCUGAGGCAUUAUGUUGGGACCACAGCGCAUUCAGCUGCCUCUACCCCACGUUAAAAGCUCGCUGCCUUUUUAGUGCAUAUGGGUCAGAUUAGUGUGUGGCUGAGAGGCAUUUAUAAAUGGGACCUUAACUUUGCCUUCUUUCCUUCUUUCUUUUGUUUUUUUUAACAGUAACUUUUAUCAGACUUCUGCAUGUGGAUCCUUUUUCUUUUUCUUUUUCUUUCUUUUUGUGAUUGUUGUUGGGGAUUAGGAGACGACUUCACAGGGUCAAAGUAGGUCGCGCUCAUUUCCAGAAAGAGUCUUUCCCAAGCUAAAUACCAAAUGUUUGAGUCACUGAAGGUGAAUUGUCAGAGCCUGGACGUGGUUACUGCUGUGCAUUUUGGAGGAUGAUAUUUUAAGUGGGAUAUUGGCAGUAACACAGGAGGGACCUCAGAGACACUUUUUCCACUAUGAACCGCGCCUUCAACAGGAAAAAAGAUAAAUCUUGGAUGCACACCCCGGAUGCACUGGCCAAACAUUACAUAGCCUACAAUGCCAAGUUCCUUGGAAACACAGAGGUUGAAGCCCCAAAAGGCACAGAGGUUGUGAAGGAUGCAGUCAGAAAGCUGAAGUUUCAGAGGCAUAUCAAGAAGUCAGAGGGACAGAAGAUUCCCAAAGUGGAACUGCAGAUCUCCAUUUAUGGUGUGAAAAUACUCGACCCCAAGACGAAAGAUGUGCAGCAUAACUGUCAGUUACACAGGAUAUCCUUCUGUGCAGAUGACAAAACUGAUAAAAGGAUAUUUACUUUUAUCUGCAAAGACUCCGAGUCCAACAAACACCUCUGCUACGUGUUUGACAGUGAAAAGUGUGCAGAGGAGAUAACUCUAACUAUCGGUCAGGCCUUUGACUUGGCCUACAAGAAGUUCCUCGAGUCUGGAGGCAAAGACGUGGAAACCAGGAAACAGAUCGGAAGCCUUCAGAAAAGAAUUCAAGAACUGGAAACAGAAAACUCUGAGUUAAAGAAACAGCUCCAAGAUCUUGAAGAACAGCUGAUGAUCGCUCAUGUGCCACCACCGCUGCACAUAAACGCAGCUAACGAAGCGUACAUGCUGCAGAGGCCCUCCUCUCUCUUCUGGUGUCACAGCAUCAAGUCGCUGUCCUGUCUGGAAAUCUCCUCUGUCACACUCACUCCUAUGAGCUCACCGGAGUCCAACCUGUCCACCGGGCUACUAACUCCUCCGCCUGCCAAACCUGCUCUCCUUCCUCCUAAGCCGACCGAGGGAUGCAGCAUCCCCCGGCCUCGUGCAGGCAGCAUCUCCAUGAAACCACAGUCCACAGACAUUUUCGACAUGGUUCCCUUCUCCCCUGUGACACCGCUGGUGCCCACGCUGGCCAGUAACGGCUGCCCACCACCACCGCCGACCACAUUGCCACCAGAUAUAAGGAAAGACUUGUUUGGUGCUGAGCCAUUUGAUCCGUUCACCUGCGGGGCAGCUGACUUCCCUCCUGAUAUUCAGUCGAAGCUGGAUGAGAUGCAGGAGGGGUUCAAAAUGGGACUAACCUUAGAGGGCACCGUCUUCUCUCUGGACCCGCUCGACAGCCGCUGCUGAUGCCAAGAAGAUGUUCCUCGUCGCGUACUUUUAUCUCGUUUGUAUGAAGAAGUGCCAAAAUCCACUCCACAGUCGAGUCAAGAUGUCACAGUUUUCAUCUUGAGGUUUAUAUGCAUUUGCAUUUAGAUUGGUUUUUCGAUAUUUCAAGGUAAACACAGAUCCAUUAUAGAAAAGAACUAUUUUUGUAAGAAAAAAAUAAUAAUAGUAUGGAAGGAGUAGUUUUGAGUACCUUUGCUUGCACAGGAAAUGAGAGAUGUAAAUAGUGGAAUAUGUUUAAUGGUACACUCUGUGUCAGAAUUUUCAUAUGAGACAGUUUGUGUGUAUGCACCAUUUGAAUUCUGUAUUGUUGACACAUUCCUGUUUGUACGCCAACACAAGCUGGCAAGAUAAAUAAAUGGAACCUGUAUCAUUAACACAGACUUUCAGCUCGCCCAUAACAUCACAUACUGUAGCUUAUUUUACUCAGCAUCAAGUCACACAUUAAGUAGUUCAUUAAUCCAGAUGGAUUUGUUGUUGUUUGUUUUUUAACAUGUAAAGUCAUUUGAGUUGACAUUUCAGUAUUUACCUGUCGUAUUAUGACUUUGUCGUCAUCUUAGUCUCCUCUUCUCUUGCACCAGAAGGCACUUUUUUGGACAGACUCUGUCCAUACAUGCAGUACUAUUCCCAUUCUUUUACUUUUGGUUGCAUUGACUUUGCUGUUACAGUUAUUAAAGAAAAUACUGCAAAAAAUGCUGCA